UAUCUUCUUGAACGCGUCCUUUCUCCGCCGAAUUUAUUUUGGCAUGUUGCCUUCUCCUCCAUUUUCCUGCUACAUUGCCUUGCCCACGCAUUUUUUCCCCCCUCUUUCUCCCCCACCCUACAGCUCCCUUCCCCUCAGCAAUCCCUGUUCCCCCUCCACCCCUUACACGCCACCUUCACUUGCUCUCUCCUCUUGCCUCCUAACCGAUUAGGUUGCUGCCAUGAUGGCCCAUGUUCUCGCUUCUGCUCACCUCUCCCCACAAUCAAGCAUUUUCUCUUCCCUUCCUGUUUUGCUGCUUUUGCUUCUCACCUCGCCUUGCCCUUGCCGCUGCACCGGGUCGAUUUCAGCUGGUUCCUCUGCCUUGUUCUUCAGGUUCCACCUGUCUAUUGCUACAGCUUUAGUGUAUUUCAAGAUGUAAAGAAAGUGGAGGAAAAGCUUAAACUUGAUGAGGAAAUUGGAGAAAAUGGUGCCAAGAAGGAUGACACUCCGAAUGAGCUGUCACAGACAGGGGAUACUAGUGAAUCAGUGAGGUUGCCGUGGGAGAGUGAGAGUGAUCAACAAUAUCAUGAAGGGAAAGGAUUAAGAAAAAGUAGCACUGAGGUGGCAGAGAAAGUAAUACCUGAGCCUGAAUUGAAGAGGCUUAGGAAUUUGGCUUUAAGGAUGGUAGAGAGAAUAAAGGUUGGGCCAGCCGGUGUAACGCAGGCGUUGGUGGACUCUAUUCAUGAGAAGUGGAAGCUGGAUGAGGUGGUGAAGCUGAAAUUUUAAGGUCCUACUGCCAUGAAUAUGAGGUGGACACACCACAUUCUAGAGAGUAGAACUGGAGGUUUGGGUUAUUUGGAGAUGAGGCAGUACAGUGGUAUUGUACAGAGGCAUGGGAUACAAAUUAGAUUGUGUAUGGUCGUAUCCUAGAUAAGGAAAAAGGAAUUUGAAUCUUCAGGAGUUCAGGUGAAUAAUUUUGCUCGAAGCAUCGGUGCCUCAUGCUGUGCUGAACCAUCGACUGCUAAAUCUUAUUCGAAAAACCUAUCAGUCAAAGAACUCAAGGAUCUAAGUGAGCUCAACCUACUGCUGGACGGACUUGGUCCGCGGUUCAAAGAUUGGUCAGGGCGUGAACCAAUGCCUGUUGAUGCUGACUUGCUUCCUGACGUUGUUCCUGGAUAUAGACCCCAUUUAGGCUUCUACUUCAUGGGAUAAGACAUAGUUUUUGUGAGAAAGAAAUGACAUUUUUCCGUAGCAGUGCCAGAGUAUUGCCUCCACAUUUUGCCCUAGG
This is a messenger RNA of Coffea arabica (coffee), 1267 nucleotides long. The record is from RefSeq and is a predicted model, not a curated record. NCBI's taxonomy places the organism in Eukaryota, Viridiplantae, Streptophyta, Magnoliopsida, Gentianales, Rubiaceae.